AUGUUGGCAACUCGAACGCUACGCCCUGCGGCAAAAGCUACCCGUCUCCUUCAUCCCACCCCCGUUGCCGCUCGGUCGGCCCUUCAUACUCCAUGGCGAAGACUAGCAAGCAAUAAGUCGAGGAAGUCGGGUACGUCACCCAACUGGAUUGUCAACUCUCUGGGUGUGGCAGUUGCCGGCGCUGCGGCAUAUUUCGGUUAUUCCUACGUAAAUGGCGACUUCAAGGGUGCAUGGAUCGAGAGUCAGACAGGUGGAGAAAAGCAGGUCAUUGAUGUCAACGACCUUCGUGCCCAGUUUAUCCAGGAGAAACGAAGCCUGAAGAGCCCUGCGGUCUACAUAUGGGGCUCGAAUGCCUAUAAGGUGGUGGAUCCAGGAUCGAACGAUAAAGAUAUCAAGACUCCCCGGCGCUUCAAAUAUUUCAACGGCCAGGUCCUGCGGGAUUUCAAGGUCGACGAAAAGUCCGGCGCUGCGAUCACUGAAAGUGGCGAUCUCAUUCAGUGGGGCAAAGGGUUCUCCGAGACCGAUUUCAAGCCAAGCAAGACUUUGACUGGCAAGAACCUGAAAUCUGUCGCGCUGUCUGAAAACCGAGUCAUCGCGCUGUCCUCGGACGGGAGUGUUUUCUCUCUGCCUAUCUCGAAGGAGGAGCAAGGCACUGGCCCAAAGCCGCGGGAAAGUUCUUGGGUGCCUUUCUGGGCCGGUCAGUCUACUUUAAGCUAUCGCCUCCUGAAGCCCUCGUUGGGACUGGGUGAAAAGGUCACCGCUGUCUCAGCUGGCCAAGAGCAUGUCCUUCUGCUCACCAGCUCCGGCCGUGUGUUUACUGCUGCCGCGUCUACCGAACACUAUCCGUCACUUGGCCAGCUUGGCGUGUCUGGUUUGACCUGGUCCACACGGGCUAAGGGCCCGGUCGAUGCAUGCCAUGAGGUCACAGCUCUCAAAGGCUCCAAAGUUACUCAAAUCAGCACUGGCGACUAUCACGCUCUUGCGUUAACCAAGGAUGGGCGUGUGUUUGCUUGGGGUGACAAUUCCUUUGGCCAACUGGGCGUUGAAUAUGAGCCUGAACUGCCUUACAAAGACACUCCCUUCGCCCUUCCUCUGCACAAGCUCUAUGGACGAGGUAAAUAUUCAUCAACAGCUACCAAUAUUGCCGCAGGUGGAGCCGGCAGCUUCUUUAUGGUGGACGCCAAACGAAUUCUCGGCCCCGAGGAAGAACCCAAGGAUGUUCGUGACUUGAACAGCGUGACUGCCGAUACAUGGUCUUGCGGCCGGGGUAUCUGGGGCACCCUAGGCACUGGCCGGUGGAUCCAUCUGCAAGAUUCACCUUCCAAGGUGAAGGACUUGAGCGGACUGGCUGAGUACGACGAGAAGAAAAAGCAGAUGUCGCCGAUCCGCCUUCGCUACAUUUCUGUAGGCACAACUCACGUCGCUGCCGUAAUGGACAACAAGACAAGCGUUAGCUCGGAAACUACAGAGUCGCUCGACAAGUCGCGCGACUUUGGCCUUGAUGUGCUUUGGUGGGGAGGCAACGAGCAUUUCCAGCUGGGCACUGGAAAGCGAACCAAUCUGCCUCGGCCAAGCUAUAUCAAGGCGCCCUCAGAAUCGAAGAAGGAUGAGCCAGAAGCGCGGUUGCAAAUUAUGCCUCAACACAAGGGCAAGGUGGGCAACCGCUCUGUCAACAUGGAGCAGCGGGUGGAAUGUGGGCGUCACGUUUCUGCCAUUUACUCGGCUGUCUAA
This is a messenger RNA of Penicillium canariense, 1731 nucleotides long. RefSeq names its product RCC1 domain-containing protein. Bases 1 to 1731 code for a protein of 576 amino acids. Lineage: Eukaryota; Fungi; Ascomycota; Eurotiomycetes; Eurotiales; Aspergillaceae. The record is from RefSeq and is a predicted model, not a curated record. The transcript has a single exon. Gene Ontology annotation, biological process: mitochondrial respiratory chain complex III assembly. Gene Ontology annotation, cellular component: mitochondrial inner membrane.